Molecule: messenger RNA, 1167 nt
Organism: Pseudovirgaria hyperparasitica
Lineage: Eukaryota; Fungi; Ascomycota; Dothideomycetes; Acrospermales; Acrospermaceae
Exons: 3
Coding region: 77-1078 (333 amino acids)
Source: RefSeq, a predicted model, not a curated record
CACCAUUUCAUGUUGACACAGGGUAAUUGUUCAUCAAUCAAACAGCCCUGAUCACUCAAGUGAGCAUAUACGCCUAAUGGCUGGAUCAGUGAUGCCUCCCAGGUUUUCAGCGUUGCAACCAUCAUCAAAGUUAGAGGGUGAAUACUUGAUCAAGAUUCCAAGCGCAUACACUUUUGGUCCUCGAAUCUUCGGAGGAGCUGCUGUUGCGGUAGCCCACAAAGCUGUCAAUGACUACAUAUCAAAGAACUAUCCAGAUCUUGACCAGCCAGAUGUGAUCAACAUUCAAUGGCAAUUCCUGCGGUAUCUCACGCCCACUGAAGCAUGCAUCUUCAUCACCCCAGUGCAUAUUGGGAAAUCCGCAUCUACGGUGAGAGCUACGAUACAACAGGGUGGCAAAGAUGCUAUGGUAGGGCUCUUGAACUUGACCAAUAUCGCUCAACCAGCGAACGGAUUCUCGUUUGAUGUACCCUGGAAUAUCAACCCCAGACCAACAGAGGUAAACCUCUCGAAACUCUCAGAUGAUGCAGACGAUCGAUGGAUCUCUAUCCUUACACCUUACAACCCCAAAGGUUUUCGCAAAGUCCAUUCAUAUCUGAAGUUCUUCGUUCCCGUCGACCUUGAGGAUCCAAGCUACCGCGAGCAGUGGAUCACUCCAACAGACCCAGACAACUGGUUUACAAACGAUAUGCUUGGAUUCGUAGCCGAUGUUUCUCUCCCUAUCCUAGACAACUACUUCCCAGGAUCCACUGGGUCGCAAGCAUCUAGUGUGAAGAUUGGGUUACAGCAGAGGAAGAACCGUAAUGCAGGUAUCGCAGAAACCCUGGACGAGUCUUCGGGCUCUUACAUUGCUCCCGCAAUGAUCAGCUCCCAGUCCAUGAAUUUGGAGAUCAGGAAACGUUUGCCUCAGAAAGGAGUAAAGUGGCUCUAUGUGCGUGCUACUGCGAAGCGAAUUAUGAACUCUCGCAUGUCGAUGAAGGUUGAGAUUCUGGACGAAGGUAUGGAACUGGUAGCCUUAGCGCAACAUCUCUGUGCUAUUAUCGAUCUGAGGCGACAGCAAGGUAUCAAAGGCAAGAUGUGAUAAGCAUGAAUCGCCAAUGUAAACAGGCUGAGAGUGUAUACAUGCAUGCAUGUGAGCUGAUCAGCAGCAAUAUACUAAAUCUUCAUCGU